Vidua chalybeata is the source of this 1842-nucleotide messenger RNA. It is a transcript of the gene SUCNR1, whose product is annotated as succinate receptor 1. Bases 13 to 966 code for a protein of 317 amino acids. Gene Ontology annotation, cellular component: plasma membrane. Gene Ontology annotation, biological process: G protein-coupled receptor signaling pathway. The transcript has 2 exons. NCBI's taxonomy places the organism in Eukaryota, Metazoa, Chordata, Aves, Passeriformes, Viduidae. The record is from RefSeq and is a predicted model, not a curated record. Gene Ontology annotation, molecular function: G protein-coupled receptor activity.
GGCACCCUGGGCAUGGCUGUGAACAAGACCAGUGACUGUUUUCUGAUGAACAGAGUACUGGAAAAGUAUUAUCUCUCCACCAUGUACAGCCUUGAGUUCAUUUUAGGUGCCAUUGGAAACACCAUUGUGGUGUUUGGCUAUAUUUUCUGCCUGAAAAAAUGGAAAAGCGGCAACAUCUACCUGUUCAAUCUAUCCAUAUCAGAUUUGCUAUUUCUGUGCACUCUGCCAAUACUGGUGAACAGCUACUCCAACGACCAGUGGGCAAAGGAGAGCAUCCUGUGCCACAGCAACAGAUUCCUGCUGCAUGCCAACCUGUACAGCAGCAUCCUCUUCCUCACCGCUAUCAGCGUUGACCGGUACCUGCUCAUGAAGCACCCCUUCAGGGACCACAGCCUACAGAAGAGGAGAACAGCUGUUAUGGUGUGCGUUGCCAUAUGGAUUGGGGUGAUCCUGGAGCUGCUGCCACUGUUGCAUUUCCUGGAGACUCUAACACCUGCCAAUAAUGAUGAGUGUCUUGAUUACGCGAGCUCCGGAGAGCCCGAGAAAAACCUCGUCUACAGCAUGUUCCUGACGGUCUUUGGUUUCCUCAUUCCUCUCUUGACCAUGUGCUGCUUCUACGUGAAGAUGGUUCGUUUUCUGAAAAACAGGAGCGAGCAGGUCCGUUCUGCCCUGACCCUGGAGAAGCCCCUGAGCCUGGUGAUCCUCACCGUGGUCAUCUUCUCCCUGCUCUUUACUCCCUACCACGUCAUGCGCAACGUCCGGAUCGCCUCCCGAAUCCCGGCCUUGAACGUCUCCCAGUGCACGCAGGGAAUCAUCAGCACCGUUUACAUCAUCACAAAACCCUUUGCCUUUCUGAAUAGUGCCAUUAAUCCCGUUUUUUAUUUCCUGAUGGGUGACCACUUCAGAGAGAUGCUGAUGGCCAAAACAAGACAGCUCCUGGGCAGGCUGACAGCCACUGGGAAGUGAAUGAGUAAGCAGACCCCUUGGAGUGGGAGAGGUCUGGGAGGAAACGCUCUUAGGGAGAGCAUUCAGCAAUGUGCCAUGUUUUUAGAUAACUUUAUUUAUGCAAUAGAAUAGGUAUGAGCUGGUUGUGUUCCUCUAAAUGUGCCUGUUACCUUAUUGUACAGGAGACUUCUGCUGAGCUGAGGGAUGCUCUGCUCGCUCCCAGCAGGACAGCAGGACCCUGCCCUCAGUGGGAUAGCCCAGAGCCCAUUAAUACUGCCAUCAGGUCAACUCUCUGAGGGCAAACACGCUGCUCUCAGAGAGCUGCUUUGUGAGCCAUAACGUGGGCCUGGGCUGGGGCAAAACGUGCCUUCGUGUGUCACAGGCUCAUGUGUCACAGGCUGUCACAGGACAGCCAGGCACGCUCGCAGGGGCACUCACACUGCCACUUCUCAGGGUAUGGAGCUACCUAUCUUCAAUAUAGCUGUCUAUAAGUGCCCGUGGAAUCUAUAGCCUGAAGCAGAAUUUAGAGCUCAGAGCUGACAGUUCAUUAGCAGCUCUACUAAUGAACCAGGAGCUAAUGAGAGCCAGUCCCUGCCUGCUCCCUGCAGGAUCGAUCAGCAGCACAAGUUACUCUGCCAUGGACUGGCCCGGCUUCAAACAGACAAGGGAAAGAUCGAUGGAGCACUGAGCUCACGUGAGCUUGGGCUGGCCCGGGGCUGCUGGAGGGAGUGGGCAGGCUGUGGGCAGCCCCCUCCCCUGCCUGCACUCCUGCAGGGGGUCCCCAGCCCCAGGGACCCCCUGCUCCCCAGCACAGGGGAUGGCUCGGGUCUCACCCAGCUCAGCCUGGGCUCUGCUCUCUGAUGUGUCAGUCACCUGCAAUGUGCUUUGCUGUGCUGG